This is a messenger RNA of Carlito syrichta (Philippine tarsier), 2457 nucleotides long. It is a transcript of the gene UTP6, whose product is annotated as UTP6, small subunit processome component. The transcript has 19 exons. The record is from RefSeq and is a predicted model, not a curated record. Gene Ontology annotation, cellular component: small-subunit processome; Pwp2p-containing subcomplex of 90S preribosome. Lineage: Eukaryota; Metazoa; Chordata; Mammalia; Primates; Tarsiidae. Gene Ontology annotation, molecular function: snoRNA binding; protein binding. Gene Ontology annotation, biological process: maturation of SSU-rRNA from tricistronic rRNA transcript (SSU-rRNA, 5.8S rRNA, LSU-rRNA). The coding region runs from base 92 to 1888 and encodes 598 amino acids.
AGGCUGCCUCCCUGAACGAGAAGGUGGGUGCUUCCUGUGCGUGUCGGCUGCGGUUGAGAAGCGCGGAUCUAAGUUGUGGAGUUCGAACCUCAUGGCGGAGAUAAUUCACGAACACCUAGAAGAUCGACUCCCCGAAUUGGAACAGCUGGAGCGCACUGGACUGUUCAGUCCUUUGGAGAUUAGGGCUAUCAUUCGGAAGGCUUCUGAAUUAGAAUACAGAAUACAGCGAAGGGCCCUUUUAAAGGAUGACUUUAUCCGUUAUGUUCAAUAUGAAAUUCAUCUUUUGGAGCUGAUCCAGAAAAGAAGAUUACGCAUUGGAUAUUUAUUUAAGAAGGAUGAGAUUGAGAAUUCUAUUAUACACCGGGUACAAGGUAUCUUCCGACGUGCUUCAGCAAAAUGGAAAGAUGACGUUCAACUUUGGCUAUCUUACAUAGUUUUUUGUAAGAAAUGGGCUACGAACACUCAACUUAGCAAGGUGUACUCUGCCAUGCUGGCCAUUCAUUCCAACAAACCAGCUUUGUGGAUUAUGGCUGCCAAAUGGGAAAUGGAAGAUCGAUUGUCUUCAGAAAGUGCGAGGCAACUAUUUCUUCGGGCUCUGCGCUUUCAUCCAAAGUGCCCAAAACUUUAUAAAGAAUACUUUCGGAUGGAGCUGAUGCAUGCUGAAAAGCUGAGGAAGGAAAAGCAAGAAUUUGAAAAAGCCAGUAUGGAUGUGGAAAAUCUUGAUUAUUCUGAAGAAAUCCUUAAGGGCGAGUUGGCACGGAUCAUCUACAAAAAUUCUGUAAGCAUAAUUAAAGAUGCAGGAUUUCACGUGUCACUGCUUUCAGUUGCACAGCUGUUUGACUUUGCCAAAGAUCUACAAAAGGAAAUUUAUGAUGACCUUCAGAUUUUACACACAGAUGAUCCUCUCACUUGGGAUUAUGUGGCAAGGCGAGAGUUAGAGAUUGAGUCACAGCCAGGAGAAGAGCAGCCGGCAAUGAAACAAACCAAAGCGGCGGAGGUAGGCCGGAAGGAGGAGAGGUGCUGCGCCGUGUAUGAAGAGGCAGUGAUGACCGUGCCAACAGAGGCCAUGUGGAAGUGCUACUUUGCCUUUUGCUUGGAAAGAUUUGCUAAGAAGACAAAUAGUGGAUUCCUCAGAAGGAAGAGGCUGGAAAGAACCAUGACUGCAUUCAGGAAAGCACAUGAACUCAAGCUUCUGCCAGAAGUCCAAUACAAGCAGUGGAUUGGGGCGUUGUUGCUUCAUAAGUUCUUUAAGGAAGCUCUGGAGGUGGCAAGAGCUGGGACAGAAUUGUUUAGAGACUCUGGAACAAUGUGGCAGUUGAAGCUGCAGGUGCUGAUUGACUCAGAGAGCCCUGAUAUAGCCAUGUCGUUUGAAGAAGCCUUUAAAACUCCAAAACUCCAGGCUUGCCUGCCAUUGUGGCUUUCUUGGGCAGAGUGGAGUGAAGGUGCCAAAAGCCAAGAAGACACCGAGGCAAUCUUUAAGAAUGCUGUCUUAGCUGUCACAGGUGCAGAAUCAGUAAUUCUGAAGGAUAAGUACAUGGAUUGGGCUUAUCGAAGUGGUGGCUACAAAAAGGCCAGAACAGUGUUUAAAAGUUUACAGGAAAGCCGUCCACUGUCAAUUCAUUUUUUCAGGAAAAUGAUUCACUUUGAAAAGGAACAAGAAUCUUGCAAGAUGGCGAACAUAAGAGAAUAUUAUGAGAGAGCUUUGAGAGAGUUUGGAUCUACAGAUCCUGAACUUUGGAUGGAUUACAUCAAAGAAGAAUUGAAGCAUCCCCUUGGUAGACCUGAGAACUGUGGACAGAUCUAUUGGCGAGCCAUGAAAAUGUUGCAGGGGCAGUCAGCAGAGGCGUUUGUAACUAAACAUGCUAUGUAUCAGACUGAGCAUUCAUGAAGAAGAAGAAUACAACCAAUUUUGUGAAAUACUAUUGCAAGCCCUCUGGGGAGAUUUGUAUUAUGAGCCAAUCUGAAUUUGUACAGAGGUGGCAGACAAGAUGGCUGUCAUGCUUAGUUUUGUGUUAAUGUGUUUAUCUUUUUUUAAUUAAGAAUUUUUUAUUUUAAAAAAAAUUGAGAUGGGGUCUUGAACUUCUGGACUCAGAUGACCCUCCCACCUCAGCCUCCUAAGUAGCUGGGCCUGCACUAUCACGCCCAACUCAAUUUGUUAAUCUCUAAUUCCAGGAAAGAGAACUGCUUGUAAAUUUUACCCUAGUUUUUUUUUUUGGUGUCUGUUUUUUGUUUUUUUUUUUUAAAUUUCUGGUGUCUGUUUUUGAUGCCCAGAGCUAUUUUGUUUGUAUAUGAUGUCUUACUUUUAAAAUGCUUUGAAAGCUCGUUUUGUUGCUGAGGACAACUCAGUUUUAUUCUCCAUUUAAUUAGUCUUUCUAACACUGUUUAGCCAUUUUUUUCUCUUCUGCUUUGUGAUGCUACCUUUAUUACAUAUUAAAUUUCUAUGAAUAUUAAAGAUUA